GGACGGACCACGCCUGCAAUUUAAAGAUGGCGGCGUAAAGGAACGCUGAGAGAGUAUGUACGAAGAACUCCAUUUCAAAAACUGUGGGGCAAAGAAAGGAAAGGACAGCGAGUGGAUAAAGAAAGGGCUGACCUCCCUUCUUCACCCCCAGACUGCUGCUCAACUUUAUGACGAGCUAAUUCAAGAUGGCGAUGCUGUCCCAAUAAAAAGAGCUGAUACAGACCUUGCCAUAACUAGUGAAUUCACUGCACCUGAUAGCAAAGAGGGACAGAGACUCUAUGAGAAGUUACGGGCUCAAUUACGUGACUCCCUCCAGCCUUUUGGCCACACCCUCUCCUCUGUCUUGUUCCGCAAGCAAGAAGCAGUUUGGAGACGUGUCGUCAUGGCAACAAAGAACUUUUACUCUGUCGAAAACUUGAAAGUGGUCCUGACAAAAUUAUCGGAAGAAGAAAAUAAAGAGAAUGCAGAAAAUGAUGCCAAGGAUCAGAAGAAAGAGGGUGGUGGGGGGGUUGGAGUUAAACCACCGGAUAGCGUUCUAAUGGAGGUUGGGGUUAAAAGUGGCGUCUCUCUGACCUUCUCUCUCCUUCGGCAAAUGUGGGAUCAGCUCUCGUGGCAACAGAAGCUCCACCGAUCGUUACAGGAAGCUGGCGUUCUUGAUUCAUCAUUCCCUGUACCGCAAGUUCUCUUGCCUAAAGAACUAUUAACUACAAUAGUGAACACUUUCCUCUCUCUCCCUCCUCUGUCCUUUAACACUUCCACUCAAUCUCUCUCACCACUAGCCUCCUCGUGUCUCUCCCAAGGAAAAGAGUUCCUUCACUGGAUUAUAGCUGCUUCCUCUUCUGUCAGUUCUGAGGAGAGAAGGCUAGCAUUAGAGAUUUCAUUAUUAAUUACACUACAAGAAGGGACACUCUCUAGCAUUAGCUCCUGGGCCCUCUCUGUCCUUGAGGUAAUGGCUGGAUAUAAGGAAACUGGUCCUGGUAAUGAUGAUUUAUCACUUCCUUUUUUGUCACUGGAUGUCUGUCAGUUUGUAUUGAAAGAGAUUCAUCACAAAACUGAUGUCAGUAAUAGCAGAGAAUGGAAAGAAUUUAUUCCCAAGGAGGUUACUCCUAAUGGUCAUGUUACUGUAAUGGAGUUUAUUGGUCAAUUGAUAUGUGAAUUAUAUGAAGGCUCCCAGUCCUGCAUUAACUCAUUCUGUGGUGAGAGUAAUGUGGAGAGAGAAAUCACCUCAACAACAUCUGAUGCCUAUGCAUUUGGUAGUAACAGUAGCCAUCAGUUGGCGAUGGGCUCAACUGAGAAAUUACUUAAAGCAACUCCAGUACCUCACAUGAACAAUAUACAAUCAAUAAUUGCUGGGCAGUAUUGCACUUUUAUGGUAUUGCACAAUGGAAGCAUGAAAUGCUGUGGAAAAGGUAGUUAUGGUCGGCUUGGUUUGGGUACCAGUGACGUGCAGACCUCAAUCAAGGACUUGGACACAUUUCCUGAAGGGACACUCGUCAAGUCCAUGGCAACGUCACGAGGAUCUGAUGGACACUCUCUCGCUGUCGAUAAAAAUGGAAAAGUAUACAGCUGGGGAGAAGGUGAAUAUGGUAAACUAGGUCAUGGUAACAAUACAACACAGAAGACUCCUAAGCUAAUUGCUGGACUCUCCAACAAAGUGAUUAGAUCAGUUUCUUGUGGCAAUAGACACAGUGCUGCUGUUACCAUUGACAAUGAAUUAUGGACGUGGGGAGAAGGAGAGCAUGGCAGACUAGGUCAUGGUUCUACAACAUUGUCUAAAGUCCCAGCUAAAGUUGAGUCCAUUGGUCCAGUACAGCAGGUCUCUUGCGGUGGUACUCAUACCCUGGCAUUGUCUACUGAUGGUGGGACUGUCUGGUCCUUUGGAUCAGGAGAUACUGGGAGACUGGGCCAUGGGGACACACAGAAACAAAUUAAACCAAAAGUUAUUGAGGCUCUCAAGGGUCAACUAAUUCAGAAGGUUUCAGCAGCUAAUCAGUUCAGUAUUGCACUAACAAAAACAGGAAAACUAUAUUCAUUUGGUAAAGGUAGUGGUACUGGUCUAGGGACUCCUGAUACAUCAUACAGUACACCACAACUGAUCCAGUCACUAGCUGAUGUUAUCAUUAUUGAUGUUACUACUGGUGAUGGACACUGUCUAGCACUAACACAAAGAGGUGAUGUGUAUGGGUGGGGCACUAACAGCAUGGGUCAGUGUGGCCAGGGACAUAACAACAACUCCAUCAGUAAGCCUGGUAAAGUGGAGGGUCUUGAUGGAGUACAGGUACAACAGAUCUCUGCUGGUACCUCACACAGCAUUGUAUGGACUGCUAUACCUAAUGACAGGUGUGCUACUGCCGUGUGGCACUGGCCUUACUGUAUAAGCGUCGAAGAGAAAACCUUUGAGAACCUGGUAAAGCUAAUAGAGAAAUACUGGGAGACAAGGAACGACACACCAACACCACCUUUUGUGACACUAGAAUCACAGGAGUCCUUUGUAUAUCAUUGCCUAUCAUUGCUCCAGAUUCAUUUGAAUUCAGUUGUGUCCUCUGGCCCAGAUCUUGUACACAUCUCUAUUGGUGGACACACUAAACCAUUGAGAAACCUCCUCAUGAAACUAAUGGACUCACACCUACCACCUAGACUAGAUACUGUAUGCAGUGAUACUAUUGAGGUAUGCUCUUCAGUAUUGUUGCCACCCACUCUUGAUCGGGUUAAGCUCCUCCUCAAUCUCCUCCCACCCGAUCCGAAGCAUUUUAAGUCCCUCACUCCAGGACAGUAUCGUCAGACGGAGCUGCUGCUGAAUGGCUUCACUGAUGAUGUAAGUAGAGGAGACAUUUCUGGACUGCUAGUUGAUGAAGACUACUUGAAAAUAUGCGAAGAAGAUAAUAGUGAUAAUCAUACUGACCCAUGUGAUUGGCCUGGCAGUGCUGUCAGUGAUGAUUUAUUUGCUCUCACUGAGAGAAUGGCUCACUAUCUUGAGCACCAUGCAUAUAUGAGGUCUAAUGGUGAUUCUGAUAACAUUGUCCCUGAUAAGAUAUUAGAAUUGUUUGAUAAGUUCAUACUCCACUGUUACUGCAAUGUGGUGUCAUUUCUCUCUCAAACUGAGAUCCAUGGACAAGAAGAUCGAGUCAAUUUUAAAGAUAUGCCAGUUCAGAGACGCUACAUCAGUACAUUUAUUAAAAUCAUUGAAGGGAUAUCUCUCCCUCUCCUUGCCUCCCUCUCAUCUGUCUCUAGUGCUCAUGAUGUUGAGAAAAAUGAGAAUAUAUUGAAGAGCUUUAUAGUGACAGGGCUAGCCAGCCAUAUUGCUUUAUCUGUUGGUGCGACCAUAGAUAAGGAAUGGUUUGGAGAGACUGUGAGAAGUCGAUAUAUCUUACUUGAGGAUCUGUUCAUUAAAUUAGCAAAAGCUGUUCAUAAGUUGUUAGCAUUCAAUAGUUCAAGGACUUUAGAAAUAAUGCAGAUUGGUGAAUUAACCCAUCAAGAAGAUAUACCUCCUAGUUCAGAUGAUAUAUGGUAUUACUUGAUGCACUUUGAGCAGUUAUUGUGCUAUGCUGCUGGUAAAUGUAUCUAUCACACUGGUGAUAUUAUAGAGCGCACUAUACCAGAUGAGAUUGCUACUCGUUCCAUUAUACUGGGAAAGGAUAAUGAUAAGAGUGUUAAGGAUGGACAGCUAGUGGCAUUACCUGGGGGUGAAGAUGCCUAUCCACAAGCUAUACUCAAAUGGUGCAGGCUAUGUAAGACGCUAUCAGUUAACACUAACACUGAUACUGAUUCUGAUAUUAAUGAUAAUUGGGAUUCUGUUAAAUCAGAUUACAUGCUCUGGACCACUUAUGACCCCAAUUACCCUAUACACAUACCUUGUGAUAAAGACAUCAAUGACAUUGAAGCUUUGAAGCCAGAGGAGUGCAGUGUGCUAGAAGCACUUGCUGUUGGAUUCAUUGAUGGUAAUCCUGAUGCUGACAAACUCUAUAAUGACAUGAUGUCUAUUGCUAGGAAUAAAAAUUGGAACACAGUCUCAGAUGAGGACUCACUCCCAUUAUUAAAGCAGCUCUCAUGGGCAGCACUGGCGUGUUACAUUCAUCACAGUGGGCUCUCUUACAAGGCACUCCAUGGGAAACCAAAGCAGGAGCUCAUUGAUGUGUAUAGAGCUGUCUUCCAAUUAAGGAAAGAAAUAUUCAUACAGCGACCUGUGCCUGAUUCCAAUGGAGAGGUGUCUGAGUUGUCUAAUAAGGUGUUCACUGGUAGAGUCAUUGAUAUUUGUCAUAUGCUCUACUUCAUGAUGUGUAUCUGUGAUAAUUCUGUACUGGAGGAGAACACACCAAUCAUACCCCAGAUCACUGCAAUAAGUGCUGAACGUCAAGUCUCAGUUGAUAGUAUUAUAAAAUCAGGUACUGGUCGAUCUGGAGCCGUAGGUGGAGUAGGAGGUGUGGCCAGAUCAUCAGUACAACUGGUCACUGAUACUGGUCUGACUGGUUUGACAGUUAAAUCUCAUACACUGACGAGGCUAAUGUCACACCCAGCAAAGACUGAGAGAAUAAAGCAGAAUAAGCAAACUGAGCAUGUUGAUGGGACCGUUUCAGAUGAAGAUGUUAAUAACAAGAGUCUAAUGGAAGCUGACAUAGAGUCAUCACUGACCAGCAACAAUACUCCUGCUACUGCUGUGCAUGCUACCAGUGGCUCUGCUACUGAUGCUACUGACCCUACUGGGGCUACUGGUGAAUGGUCACUGGAGGAGGUGAAGAGAGCAUUGUCUUUAUUGAAAUGGCAGAGAGAAAGGCAUCACCAUCAAGUUCAAACGUCACCAUCAACCAGUUCAUUCAUUUCCAAAGUCUGUUCAUUUUUCAAUUCUUUUUUGACGAAUAUUUUCGAAGACGAAGAAAUCAGCAUAGGAGAAAUGCCAUCGCGUGACAAGAUACUAACAUUAUUAAUAUAUCAGACCCAGAGAUCACAGACACUCAUUUCUAUGUUCAAGAGGAUCGAUACUUUCAUUCAGACAUUUAGUGAUCCCAACAGCAUCUUAUUAUCAUCAAAACUGCUCUACCUAACACACUCAAUACACGAGUGCCUCUUUGAGCCAGAAUAUGAUGUUCCUCAUGCCCCAUUGAGACUGCAGCACCAGCUAAAGAGCAUCUAUCAUAAAAUCCUCCAUCAAAUGAUAUCACCAUUGAACUCCAUCACUACCAGCAGUCACCCUAGCAUCACUGCACAGAACAACCUACUCCUAUCAUUAUACUGGCUCUUUACUGCACAUGAACCAACAGAUCUUAAAACUGUGCUAUCAGGUGAUUUGUAUCGCAAUAUAUCACUAACAUCUGGUACUGUCAACACUGCCAUUGUUCCUAACAACAUUAUCAUAUCGGGACCAAUAGCUGGCUUAUUGCAUAGGGCUAGUCUCCAGACUCUAUUAGCCAUUGCCCUCCAGACAGUUAUCAGUAAGGAGCUAUCGACGGACACCAUUAGUCUAUUGACAGUUAUCUGUGACACUCUGUAUGGACAGAUUGAAGCUGCUGUUGACGUGACUAACCCACACAUACAGCAAUCAUGGAUCGACAGGAAUGUUAAUGAUAGCAAAAGAGAAGAAAUACUAGGAGGACAUUUGUCGUUUCUUAAUACUCUUCUGUCGGCCAGUGACGUUCUUUUCAAGUCAGUUUCUAAUCCAAAAUGGUUUGAUUUGUUACUAAGAGUUAUCAACAUUAACGAGGAGAAUGGUCUUCCUAAUGUUUCUUCUCUUAAAACAAGAUUACUUGCUCUUCAGUUAUUAAACAUUAUCAUCAGCAAUGAUAAUAAUAUUGAUAGUAAUAAUCUAACACAAAUCAGCCAGGUUUUGGAUAAUUUAUUUGGUUUAUUGUAUAAAGUGAUGUUUGUCAGUCCUUUCUCCUCCAUUAACAGGAACAGUAUUAAUAAUAACAAUAAGAGCAGCAAAGAGGAACAUUUUCCUCUACAAUUCAGGAUGGAAAGUGGUGCCAAUUGUGUGCUUAAUGAAGAAUACAAUAACUUGAUAUAUAAAUCAACAACCACUGAUCAGCAGUACACAGUCAGUUGGGCUAUUGGUACUGCCCCUAUCCACAAUGGAAUAUUUACAUGGAAGGUUACUGCUAAAAGCCCUAAUCCUGCCUUUUGUGUUGGAUUAUGCAUUAAACCACUAAAUGAUGUUCAGGUGCGUAAUAGUUCAGAAUUGUGGGUCCUAGAGGCUCAGACUGGUAUACUCUAUCAUGAUGGUGAGACUGGGUCUGUCCUUAGCUUCACUGUACAGCAGAAUGAUACUCUCACCAUACAAUACAACAGCACUCAGAAGACACUUGGGUUUGCCAUCAAUGAUAAAGAGCUUCAGUUCCCAUUUUCUGAAGUGUUGAGUUAUGACAGUGACUUAUAUCCAGUUGUUAUCUGCGAUAGACCUCACAACAGAACUGAACUGUUAUUCCAUUCGUUCACUACUACUGAUAAAGGAUCUGGUGCAGGAGCCGGUAGUGAUGGGUCCUCUGGUAUGAUUGAAGAGAAGGUGUCAGGUUAUCCUUUACUGGCCCCAUCAAUGAGUGCUCUCUCUCAGUGUAUUGUUAAUAUAAUUCACAAACUGCAGCUGAAGGAAACAUGGGGGAGCAUCAUUAAUGAGAAAAUUAAAGAAAAGUUCAAUACAAUGAAUGCUCUUGUUGAUCAGCUAAUGGCAGCAUACACUAACGACACUGACUCAUCCAAUCCAUCUCUGUCCUUUAACGAAACCUGUGGAGAAAUAAUUAAUAACUUUUGCAAGGAGGUGUGGCCUUGUCUUGCCGUUGUGGGCGGAGUCGAGCCUGGUUUUAGAAUUGGAGGAGCAUGCACAGUUAAUAAAGGAGGUGUGGUUACUGAGGGCGUGGUCAUUGGCGUCCAGAGAAAUGGGAAGAUUAUUGUACAAGAAGCAAAUGAAGGGGAUGACAGAGGAUUGAAGAAUAAAGAUAGAGAUUUCUCCAAUCUGAGGUUACUCUCUCCCUCUAAUUUCACAUUCCCUCCUGACGUGAUGGAGUACAUUAACAAUACCACACUGAUUAACUUAUCAUUAUUAUCCGGACUACACUAUAACCCACACUCCCUCUCAUCUAUAAUAUCGAGUUUAAAAUCUCCUCCAGAAGCUGAUGGUAGCACCUCUCCCACUGACAAUACAUGUACAUGUACCUCUUUACCCUCGUACAUGAGAUGGAUGGAGCAUUGGAUCCGAUUCUAUUCAUUAAAGACACUUGAAGCUAUCAUGAAUAAUGAUGAGUUUAAUAAGCUCCUCCUACUGUCGACCACGCCCACUUUAAGUGGUCUUGAUGAGAAGAAAGAAAUCAUCAUUAACAUAAUGAAAGCUCCUGUCCCUCCUCCUCCUCCAUCAGCUGCUCCUAUUCCUCCUCUUCCUCCUCCACCAGCUGCUCCUGUCCCUCCUCCUCCCCCUCCUCCUCCUCCUCCUGGUGCCUCUCCUCCCUCUGCUUCGCCAAGUGUUGAGCUGGUUAGGUUACGUGAGAUGGGAUUCGAUGAAGAAGUUGCUGAGAUUGCAUGUAGAAGGUGUGUAGUACCUAAUGAUGUACAAGGUGUUCAGAGACUAGACCACAUUAUUACGUGGAUAUUGGAUCAUCCUGAUGCUGUGGCUGAAGAGAACGAGAGAAGAGUUCAGGAAGAGAGAGAGGAGGAGGCAAGAAUGGCAGCAGUAGAGGCUAGAAGGAGAGCAGAAGAAGCAGCCAGACAAGAAGAGAUGAAUAGGAACCAACAGCAACAAUCACAAACCACUGCAGCACAAGAAUUCCUUUCUUCAUUUGGUAAUUUAUUUGAUGACGACGACGAUGAAGCAGAAACUGCCCCACUUUCUAGUAUUGACCACGCCCCUCUCAUUCUAGGAGGACCUAGCCACACUGAUGAAGUUCCUAAUAUAAGUUUGGCUGGUUUGGAUGUUACAGUCUCAAACUCGAUGAGUUCAUUAUUACAAGCACUCGGACUCUCAGACUCAAACCCGGCCCCACCCACCUACCAAUUCAAAGCUAAGAACCCAAUGGGAACCCUCUUACCCUCCUCAACUAGCGAGGAGGAGGAAGAGGCCUUGCCCUCAGCAGGUACUGAGGAGGCGUGGCUAGCGAUAUCGCCAAAGUGCUCUGAACUGGUUGAACAGGUUAUGAAACUGGUUAAACUGGAUGAGUGUGUGUCUGGAAGUGAGAGAUUAUUAGUAGCCUCAGUAACGCAGGCUUCAAGGAGAAUAGUAUUAAAGCUAUUAUCAUCCCUUUCUAUUGUGACCGAUGAUUCUGUGAUGGAGGACAUUGAACUCAAUAAUGUACAGCAUCUCAUACGCUUGCUUCGUCUGGUACAGGCUAAUCGUGUUGGCAUGGCAACUGAGAGAGGGGAGGAGCUUAAGGAAGUGAUUGGAUCAGCUAUUACUAGUAUUGUUAGUAAGAGUAGAGUAGGAGGAGCUGGAACACAAUUACUGCAAGCUUGUUCUCGUGAUCUGUUAGCUGCUGCGGUAGGAGGUUCUCAGAUAUUAUCAAAGACUAAAGUCACUGAUAAAGAGUCAACUGAUCUCACUGUAUUGACUAAUCCUAGCUUCUCUGUUAGUAAGAGUUUAGUACAGACACUAACACUAGCAGUUGGGAAUAUACACAACAGAUCAGUAAAUGAGUUAUCCAGUAUGACUGAUGCAUUAGCUGCUUGUAUCUUCUCAUCAAAACUACAGCCUAAUGACAGAUUCUGGGCACUCAAACAAUUACUGAAAAUAUUCACACAAAUAACAUCAACCAACAGUGGGAGGAAAACAGCAAAUAAAGAUAGGUGUCCUACUCCAACUCAGUUAUUGUCAUUAAAAGGUCACACUGGACAAAUAAUGAACAAUAGAUACUGCACCAGUAACAACACACUUUAUACAAUUUCAGAGGAUUUCACUCUCAGAUCAUGGACCAUAUCUCCUCCUGCUGAUAGCACUAGUACUGUAUUACCAAUGAAUGAUGCAAUGAAGAAUGAAGGGGCUGAAUUAUUGCUACCAGUUUUAGAAUUAAAUUGUAAUAAAACCUGUAUAUCUCUUGCUUGUGGUAAGGUGGUUAGUAUCUGGAGGGUAAGAGACAGUUCUUGUGUUAGCGUUACUCUCCCUAAUUUGAUUACUGACUUGAAAUGGAGGACAAACGAAGCAGCAGCAGAACCACCUAUACUACUGGUUGGUUUAAUUGAUGGUACAUUGGCUAGUAUAACAGUACAUAAAGUAUCAGUGAGUCUCCCAAUGGAAACUAACCUUGAGAUUAUCAAUGAUGCUAAACUGCCUGAUGGAGGGGCUGUAACUAAGAUAUGCUGGUCGAAUGGUUGGGGCGUGGUUGCAGUUAGCUCCUCCCUCUCUCACCUUUAUUUUUAUUCACAGUACCUUAGCCGCUUGAACUAUGAGAACUCAAUUGAAAUAAAAGUACAGUCAAUGUGUUGGAGUCCUCAAGACAUGUUUUUCUCAGUUUUAUCAUCAGACGGAAUAAUAAAAAUAUACCAACCAAUCGAUGAGGAUACUUAUGAGUUACAGGAGGCGUGGUCAAUUAAUAAUUAUAACAUUACAUGUAUCACGUGGAACCAACUCACGGCAGAUAAUUACACAUCUUUAUUAGCAGCUGGUGAUUCGGAUGGUGUUGUCCAUAUUUGGAGUCUAUCAGUGAUUGAUGCCUCAAUACGUGUUGAUCAUGUUACUGAUAUGAGAGGAGUGGGUGGAGCUAGUGUGACUGCUUUAGUGAUGGAGGGAAAAGAAGCAUUGCUAGCAGCUGGGUAUGAUAAUGGAGGAGUCAUUGUAUGGGACCUCCAGAAUUUCCAUCAAUUAAGAGUGUCAUCUCCUACUGAUGCUACUCCUGGUUCUGUUGUUAGCCUAUCAUGGACUGAUAAAGGAUUAGCUGCAACACAUAAAAACUCACAAACCGUAUCCCUAUUACCUCCUGGUCCAUCAGAUUAUUCAUCAGUACGUGUCACUAGUAUAUGCCUACCAGCAUUAAGACUCAUUGGAAUCAAUGACUUAUCAACCUGCCCCUGCCUAAACUCAUUACUACAGAACUUGCACAACAUGCUACAGGACCAGUACAACUAUGAGAAGAAAGAGAUAUCAAAUGGUAAUCAGUUGAUCCACAGUGAGUAUUUACAACUAUUGACUGGUUUUGCGAUUGGAUUUGGGCUUGAUACUCUCCUUGUGACUCCACCCACUCCUUGUCACAUUCCGGCCAAGGCCACACCCCCAGAGUGGUCAUGGUUGGAGGAUUAUGCUGAUACAAUACGACUGUCUGAGUGUUUUACAAAGCGUCUUCCAUUACCAAAGAACCUGAAGCCGAAUCUACAUGAAGUAGAGAUUAGUCCAACUGAGAAAUAUCAACCAACAGAUAAUUCAGUGUGGUCAGUUAGUAUGGACUCUGAUAUAAUGGAAUGGAUCAUUAAAAAACCAAAAGAUUGGUGGUCAAGAGAUGAUAGUAAAGUCUACUCGUGGGGUAAAGGGAAAUGGAAUCAACUGGGACAAGGAACAAGAGAUAAGACUAUACCUGACCUCAUCAAUGAAUGGGACAACGUUUCACAAGCUGUUGCUGGUAGUUACUGCAGUUACCUUGUUCAUUGUGAUGGUAGUGUUAGCUCUGUUGGUGAUGGGGCCUCGGGUAGACUUGGACACAAUUCAUCCGACAAUGAAACCAGCAUUAGACAGAUUGGAGCAUUCACUGGGACUAAGAUAGUCCAGUUGGUAGCUGGUCCGAGAACAGCAACAGAAACUGAUGAAGGGUUUGCACUAGCUCUCACUGAAGAGGGAGAGGUCUACUCCUGGGGGAGAGGGAGCAAGCACAGGCUGGGCCACUCUAACACUGAUAAUGUCAAAUCACCUAAACUGAUCGAAGGACUUGUUGGAAAAAAUAUUAAAAUGAUAUCUUGUGGUGACAGUCAUUGUGCUGCAGUAUCUGUCACUGGUACUUUAUAUACUUUUGGUAAUUCUGCUGGUGGUAGACUGGGCCGUGGUGAAGAUGCUGCUCCUGCUCCAACUGAAGUGACUACCUUCCUUGGGGACAAUCAAAGAGAUGAGAUACAUGGAGUUAAAAUAGGACAUGUGUCUUGUGGUAAUUCUUAUACUAUUGCCAUAACUCAAGAUGGUAGGCAGGUCUUUGGAUUUGGUAAAGGAGCUAAUUCCUGCUUUGGACUCUCAUCACUCGAUCAGCAAAUAUACAAACCAAUUUGUCUUGGUCACCUCCAGGCCAUGGGUCCAUUUAGUAAAGUGUUCUGUGGUAGGUGCACUGCACUGAUUACUACCAGUGGGAAACUCUGUAUGUUUGGUAAAUUGACUGAAACUGAUCCAGUGAUAGAUACAGCUAGAUAUAUUGAACUGCCUAAUGAGCCUCAUGAUAGUAAAGUGGUUGAUGUGGCAUUUGCUGAUCAAUACAUAUUGUGUGUGACAUCAACUGGUAAUGUGUACUCAUGGGGGAAGAACACUGGAUACACCAUACAGUUGGGAUAUGAGAUUGAGUCUCCUUCUCAAGUUGUUCCUAAACUCAUUAACGUCAUCAGUGGCAAAGGAAUUAAACAAGUAUCAGCAGGUGUACGUCAUGCCUUAUGCUGUACAAUGCCUCCGCCCACUCGUUACUCAACAGUGAUGUCAGUACCGACAGAAAUACCCUUGGAUUACACCAGCCUAACCGGGAUCCCCCUCACUUCCAUAUAUGGUCGAUUACAGACCCUUAGUUUACUCUCUCGAAGGAUCAUGUCCUCAUGGAGGCUGUUCAGUUCUCUCUCUCCCACUGCUGCUCAGGAUAGUGUUAAUCCACUGGAUAAUAGUAUUACUCGUAUGAUGAUUGACCCAGGGCCUGUUGAAGGACUUAUUGGCACUGUAUUGAGGAAGACCAUGAGAAGUGGUAGUCAUGGACCUGGUGUGGUCAUACACAGGAUUCAGAAAGAUAAUAAGCCUCUAUUACCAGUCUUUACUCAAAUGGCUAAUCAGUUAUUAUUGAAAGAUCCAGUGAACUUGCUAUGUGCCCAAAGGUCAUGGAAAGUGACUCUAAUUGGUGAGGGGGCAGACGAUGCAGGAGGAGUGUUUGAUGAGACACUUGCUCAGAUGUGUGAGGAAUUGGAGUCUGUGACAGAAGUUAAGCUAUUGACAAAAACUCCCAAUAGCAUUCAUAAAUGUGGUUUUAAUACUGACAGGUUUGUCUUUAAUCCUGAAUGCACUGAUUUUAAAUUGUUCAAGUUUUUUGGUAUUUUGUGUGGAGUUGGCAUCAGGACAAAGAGACCUCUUAAUCUUCACUUGGCUCCUCCAAUGUGGAAACUGGUAGCUGGAAUGAACCUUACCAUACAAGAUCUUGAGGAGAUUGACUUGUUAUUCACGAGAGCGUUGGUUGGUAUUAGAGAUGUUGAUAAAGGAGGAGUUACUGAAGAUACUUUCUCUGAGGUACAUGUACUAAUGAAGUACUUGUAUUGA
Messenger RNA from Amphimedon queenslandica, 12388 nucleotides. Its product is annotated as probable E3 ubiquitin-protein ligase HERC1. The record is from RefSeq and is a predicted model, not a curated record. Lineage: Eukaryota; Metazoa; Porifera; Demospongiae; Haplosclerida; Niphatidae. The transcript has 75 exons. The coding region runs from base 56 to 12388 and encodes 4110 amino acids. Gene Ontology annotation, molecular function: ubiquitin-protein transferase activity; protein binding.